AACAAAUUUUACCAAAACCCUCCUAUCGAACAGAACUCUUUGCACCUUCUCCAUCUUCCAUCUUCUUCCUCGCUCGCUCGCAUUUUCUUCCAUCCACAACCUAUUUCCUAUGCUUCACACUUCCACUUCAUUUUUUCCCUUCAAACCUUCUCACCCUUCUUCUUCAUUCGCAUUACACAUGGAGCAAACUCCUCUCUUAUCUUUCAAGUUAAAGCAGUCUAACCAACCCCGCAUCACUUCUCAAGCAUCAUCAAACAAGCACGAAGCUAAUGCACAUUCUCCAAGAAAUGAAGAAUCAGUUGUUCAUGGACUAUCUGAAACGAUUGUUGGAGUUUCGGGUAGAAAUGAAGCUCCGUCGUAACUGAAGAAGCGAUUCCACAACACAUUCAUACGCCAAACGCGACAUAACACAUUUCAUUUUUCAUCACAAACCCUAAUUCACAUUGAGAUCCGAACGAGUAUAGUAGAGUUUCGGAGAGAUCCGAAUCUUCAAUGGCACAUCGAAGAGCGAAAUUUCUGUUCCUUCUAUGCGCUCUUUGUUAUGCACUCAAUUCCUUUGCCGCAAAGAGCUAUUACGAUAUACUGCAAGUGUCGAAUAGUGCGGAGGAUGAUCAGAUUAAGAGAGUGUAUAGGAAACUGGCAUUGAAGUAUCAUCCUGAUAAGAAUCCGUGGAAUGAAGAAGCUAAUAAGAAAUUCGCGGAGAUUAACAAUGCAUAUGAAGUGUUGUCCGAUAGCGAGAAGAGAUAUAUUUAUGAUAAGUUCGGUGAAGAGGGUUUGAAGCAGCAUGCGGCUGGUGGAGGAAGAGGUGGUGGGAUGAACAUGCAGGAUAUUUUUAACUCGACAGGGAAGCUUCGAGAAUCCAUGUCGAGGAACUUCUGCUGUAUUCCCACGAGGAACUUCUGCUGUAUCAUACACCGAGUUAAACUUUUUCUGAGGACUAGAUACAAGAUACGCGCAGCCUUAUUCAUGUUUCUUGGGCUUCCUGUUGAGUUUGAAGUUGAGAUCCCGGGGCGUGUUCCCAGUGCUAGGUUUUUUGGAUUACUGGUGCCAGCCGUGGAAUUGGGGAAGUUCUAGCUCAACAGCUUGCAAGUUUAGGGGCCAAGUUAAUAAUCUCAGCAAGGAAUGAAGCUGACCUAAACCAAGUAAAGUUGCAGCUGAAAGGUAAGCAUGCACCUAACGGGAUCAAGAUUUUACCGUUGGAUUUAACGUCAGGAGAAGAUUCUCUUAGGAAGGUUGUCGAUGUAGCAGAAUCCCUUUUUCCGGAUUCUGGUGUGAUUAUAUGAUUCAUAAUGCUGCGUAUGAG
Molecule: messenger RNA, 1303 nt
Organism: Vicia villosa (hairy vetch)
Lineage: Eukaryota; Viridiplantae; Streptophyta; Magnoliopsida; Fabales; Fabaceae
Product: dnaJ protein ERDJ3B-like
Exons: 9
Coding region: 493-1074 (193 amino acids)
Biological process (GO): protein refolding
Cellular component (GO): cytoplasm
Molecular function (GO): Hsp70 protein binding
Source: RefSeq, a predicted model, not a curated record